Molecule: messenger RNA, 438 nt
Organism: Prorocentrum cordatum
Lineage: Eukaryota; Dinophyceae; Prorocentrales; Prorocentraceae
Source: the annotation of a GenBank genome assembly
GUGUCCGACAUGGCGGACGGUCUGCGGAUCAGGGUCGGCGCCAGCGGGCUGCUCCGCGGCCCGCUGCAGAUUCGGUACCGCACCCUCGAGGGAUCGAGCAAGGCCCGGGACAGCUACGAGCACACGGAGGGCAUCCUCCGGCUCGACAGGCACGACGGGCAGCACGCCUUCGAGGUGCCGCUCAUCCCGAAGACGAAGUGCCCGCGGUCCACGUCCCAGGUCGCGUGGUCCAGCUCCAAGACGCCCGACUUCUUCAUCGAGCUCAGCGACCUGGCGGCCCCGGCCGUGCUGGCCCCCUCGUCGGAGGCGAGCCCUUCUGUGAGGGACGAGCGCACCCGGGAGGAGCGCAUGGCCGCCUACGGCAGGAACGUCAGCAUGUCCUUCAACAGCCUGCGCAGCAACUCCUCGAUGCCGAGCAGUCCGCCCGCGCCGGCCACG